GGCACAAUGUACAUAGGAACGCUACUUAUCGGGCUCGGCUACGGUGCCCAUUGGGCCAUCGUCCCCGCCGCCGCCUCCGAACUAUUCGGCUUAAAAAACUUCGGAGCAUUAUACAAUUUCCUCACGAUUGCCAACCCCGCAGGUUCUUUGAUAUUCUCCGGUCUUAUAGCGAGCGGCAUAUACGACUACGAAGCGGAGAAACAAGCUCAUGUUCCUCGGAGUUCUCUCGCCGACGAGCCGUUGAAAUGCGAGGGGGCCAUUUGCUUCUUCACGAGUUCGUUGAUCAUGUCGGGACUAUGCAUUGUCGCGAUCAUUUUGAGCCUCAUUCUCGUUCAUCGGACGAAGGUCGUUUACGCGCACUUAUACGGGCACGCUCGAACAUGAAAAGUAUAUGUUUGAGAAAAAGAGAAUUUUAUUCAAUUACGUGAUAAGUUCAAUGUUGAAGUAUUAGUAUUGUAGUAAGCAUAACAAUGGCUUCAUCCCUUGCAUUUGUGUAUUCUUUUAAUUGCACUUAAUCUACUUUUUUUUUUUUUU
Molecule: messenger RNA, 534 nt
Organism: Ananas comosus (pineapple)
Lineage: Eukaryota; Viridiplantae; Streptophyta; Magnoliopsida; Poales; Bromeliaceae
Product: protein NUCLEAR FUSION DEFECTIVE 4-like
Cellular component (GO): membrane
Source: RefSeq, a predicted model, not a curated record